AUGCUAUAGAAAAUAAUUGUGGCCUUUAGUUCUACUGCUAAUACUUUCAAAAAUAAGUCUAAAUUAACAGAAUUUUAUAAGGCAAUACAUCCAGAUAUGUUGUAAAAUGCACCCGAUAAUGUGAAAAUGGAGAAUACAAGAUCAUUGAAGAUUCUUAACAAUUAUUUUGAUGCUGUGUCAUAGAAUGAACGUACAGAACCACAAGAAUUGGUCUUUUAUAUGGCUGAAAAGCAGAACACAAAAGCAAGAAAGUUUUUGCCAUUUACAAUAGUAUUGGAUGCAUAUUUGGGAAAGGAUUAAUAGGGUGCAAUAGAUAAAGUGACAACUCAAAUAAGGGAGUAGAUAAAUUAGAAAUACUAGGAAAUAAGAAAGGAUUUUACAGAGAAGCAUGCUAAUCCCUUUGUUACUUAUACAAAUCAGUAUGAAAAAGCCAAGAAAAACUUCUUUGAAACAACAACAACUUUGAAGAAGAGGUCGUCAACUCAAGAAUCUGAGUAGUUAGCAAUGAGAGCGUCUAUCUUUUCAGCUCAAAUGCAAUCAGAAUAUGACAAUUUUUUGAAGAGUGCUACUUAACAAAUGAGACAAGCAAAUAUGCCACAAAUAAAACCCAGGUUAUGGGCUAGUAUUAUGAUUGACAAAUGCGAUAUGAUACCUAACUUAUUUCAAAUAUUUGAUUAAUUGAUUGAUCCAAGGUUAAUAUUUUUUGAUCAAGACUUAACUAAGGAAGAAAGCGACAUAUUUGUUGAAAAAAUCAUACCAAAAACAACGAAUCUUAUGAGUGUGUAGGCAUUAUCACCAUUGUUUUCAAGAUUGGAAAAAGCUGAUCCUUAGAUAUGUUUAUAUGUUACCAAGAGAUAUGGAGCAACAGAUAUCCCAGGAUAUUUCAGUAUUCCAUAUAAUUUUGAUGUGUAAGAAAUACAACAACAAUUUGGAAUUUAUUAAAAGCAGAUUAAAUAGGAAAGAGAGGAGUAUGAAUAGGAAUUGAAGAAAUAUUAAUAAUCACUGUACAAUUUGGCAGAUCGUUAUUCUAUCACCAAUAUUUAAAAUGAAGUGCUAUUAAAAAACACAGAGGUAGUAAGAAAACUAAAUUUGAGUUUAUUGAUCUUGUAAAAAUAAUUGAAUGAGGUGAAUACUUAGAGACUGAACAACUUACGAAUGAAAUAGUGGGUGUUGACAGAGAGUGUUAGUAAGACAGUAGAUAGCAAUGAUCAUUUCUAUAUACCUAUUCCUUUUAGUGGGACAGUUUGA
Molecule: messenger RNA, 1248 nt
Organism: Paramecium tetraurelia
Lineage: Eukaryota; Ciliophora; Oligohymenophorea; Peniculida; Parameciidae
Exons: 5
Cellular component (GO): mitochondrion
Source: RefSeq, a predicted model, not a curated record